AUGUCUGACAACACCAACCCUGGUAAUUUCGCCAACAGGCCCCAUGAAGAAGUUGAGAAUAUUGCUCGGAAGGGUGGGCAGUCUAGCCAUCAAGGCGGAUUUGCUUCGAUGGAUCCCCAGAAGCAGAGGGACAUUGCAUCGUCGGGAGGUCACGCUUCAAGCGGAAGCUUCAAGCCCGGAGACGAGAGAGCUAAGGAAGCAGGUCGCAAAGGGGGCCAAAGUACCGAUCAGCCGAAUGAAUAG
Messenger RNA from Penicillium longicatenatum, 243 nucleotides. RefSeq names its product con-10 family general stress protein. The coding region runs from base 1 to 243 and encodes 80 amino acids. NCBI's taxonomy places the organism in Eukaryota, Fungi, Ascomycota, Eurotiomycetes, Eurotiales, Aspergillaceae. The transcript has 2 exons. The record is from RefSeq and is a predicted model, not a curated record.